This is a messenger RNA of Globicephala melas (long-finned pilot whale), 1376 nucleotides long. RefSeq names its product calponin 1 (gene CNN1). Gene Ontology annotation, biological process: actomyosin structure organization; actin filament organization. Gene Ontology annotation, cellular component: focal adhesion; actin cytoskeleton. Gene Ontology annotation, molecular function: actin filament binding. NCBI's taxonomy places the organism in Eukaryota, Metazoa, Chordata, Mammalia, Artiodactyla, Delphinidae. The record is from RefSeq and is a predicted model, not a curated record.
CAAAGAGACUAGGAGACCCAGCCAGAGGCCUAAUGAACAGUGGGGAGUGGGGAAAGGUUGGUGGUCUCUGUCUGGCCAAGCUGCCCGCCGCCCCAAAAAUGAAUAACCCAGGCCGCCCCCCUAGGUGGAAACAAUGACACAAUCAGCUCCCAAUACCAAGGCCCUGACAUCACGAAAGGGGGCUGGCCAAGGUGGGGGGCGCCCCGCCCCUUGGCAGGCCUCUAUGGCCAAUGGGACGGGCCUUGGAAGAGGCCCGGGCCGCCUCCCGAGCUUCAAAAACAUGUGAGGAGGGAAGAGGGUGCAGACGGAUCUUCAGCUGCUGCCGCCUUCUUCAGCGCUGCUGCCACCGCUGUCCACCAUCAGCCGGCAUGUCCUCUGCUCACUUCAACCGAGGCCCCGCCUACGGGCUGUCAGCUGAGGUCAAGAACAAGCUGGCCCAGAAGUACGACCACCAGCGGGAACAGGAGCUGCGAGAGUGGAUCGAGGGGGUGACAGGGCGCCGCAUUGGCAACAACUUCAUGGACGGCCUCAAAGACGGCAUCAUUCUUUGCGAGUUCAUCAACAAGCUCCAGCCAGGCUCUGUGAAGAAGGUCAAUGAGUCCACCCAGAAUUGGCACCAGCUGGAGAACAUCGGCAACUUCAUCAAGGCCAUCACCAAGUACGGGGUGAGGCCCCAUGACAUCUUCGAGGCCAACGACCUGUUCGAGAACACCAACCACACCCAAGUGCAGUCCACCCUCCUGGCCCUGGCCAGCAUGGCCAAGACGAAAGGGAACAAGGUGAACGUGGGAGUGAAAUAUGCAGAGAAGCAGGAACGGAAAUUUGAGCCAGGGAAGCUAAGAGAAGGGCGGAACAUCAUCGGGCUGCAGAUGGGCACCAACAAGUUUGCCAGCCAGCAGGGCAUGACAGCCUACGGCACCCGGCGCCACCUCUACGACCCCAAGCUGGGCACAGACCAGCCCCUGGAUCAGGCCACCAUCAGCCUGCAGAUGGGCACCAACAAGGGAGCCAGCCAGGCCGGCAUGACUGCUCCCGGGACCAAGCGGCAGAUCUUCGAGCCGGGGCUGGGCAUGGAGCACUGUGACACGCUCAAUGUCAGCCUGCAGAUGGGCAGCAACAAGGGGGCCUCGCAGCGGGGCAUGACAGUGUAUGGGCUGCCCCGCCAGGUCUACGACCCCAAGUACUGCCUGACGCCCGAGUACCCGGAGCUGGGCGAGCCUGCCCACGACCACCACCCGCACAACUAUUACAACUCCGCCUAGGGCCCUGGGCCUCCCGCCUUCCCCCGGGGAGGCCGGUGCUGCUCUUGGCAGGGCCCAGCCCGGCCCGCCGACCCCCUCCCCCUGCAUGGCUCCUCCAGCCCCCUGGCACCUGCC